Molecule: messenger RNA, 3463 nt
Organism: Rattus norvegicus (Norway rat)
Lineage: Eukaryota; Metazoa; Chordata; Mammalia; Rodentia; Muridae
Source: RefSeq, a predicted model, not a curated record
GUGCGGAACGCGGUCUGGGCGCCAAUGCUGGCCCGGAGCCGCGCGCGCUCCUCCCCUCCCCCUCGCUCCCACCCCCGGGCGCGCCGCUGGGUGGGGGAGACCCGAGAAAGCGGGGGCCGCGGCUGCCAAGCCAGGGGCUGCAGCCGUGGCUGUGAUGGAGGGCCGCGGCGGGGUUCAGCAGUUGGCCUGGGCCGUAGUUCCUGGGCGGGUCAACCUCGCCCAGCCCUAAGGCGCGGCCCAGCCCUGCUCCACUCCACCAUGAACGUCGCGCUGCAGGAGCUGGGUAGCGGAGGCAGUAUGGUGGAGUACAAACGAGCUAAGCUUCAGGAUGAAGAAUUACCAGAGGUGACAGUAGAAGGCAGGGCCAUCCAGGACUCACUGGAGGUGGGAUCCCAGAAGAGGACAAGACAACUCUUUGGCUCACACACACAGUUGGAGCUGGUCUUGGCAGGCCUCAUUCUAGUGUUGGCUGCCCUUCUUUUGGGCUGCCUCGUGGCUCUGUGGGUCCAGUACCACAGAGACCCAGUCCACAGCACCUGCAUCACAGAAGCCUGCAUUCGAGUGGCUGGAAAAAUCCUGGAGUCUUUAGACCGUGGGGUGAGCCCCUGUCAGGACUUUUACCAGUUCUCCUGUGGAGGCUGGAUUCGAAGAAACCCUCUACCCAGUGGACGUUCUCGCUGGAACACCUUCAACAGCCUUUGGGACCAGAAUCAGGCCAUACUGAAGCACCUACUUGAGAAUAGCACUUUCAAUUCCAGCAGUGAAGCCGAGCGGAAGACUCGGAGUUUCUACCUGUCCUGCCUGCACCUGGAGCGCAUCGAGAAGCUAGGAGCCAAGCCACUUCAAGACCUCAUUGACAAGAUCGGUGGUUGGAACAUCACGGGGCCCUGGGAUGAGGACAACUUCAUGGAAGUGCUAAAGGCAGUAGCAGGGACCUAUAGAGCCGCCCCAUUCUUCACUGUCUAUGUCGGUGCUGAUUCGAAGAGUUCUAACAGCAACAUCAUCCAGGUGGACCAGUCUGGGCUUUUUCUACCCUCUCGUGAUUACUACCUAAAUAGAACUGCCAAUGAGAAAGUUCUCGCUGCCUACCUGGACUACAUGGUGGAGCUGGGAAUGCUGCUGGGUGGACAGCCGACCUCCACCCGGGCGCAGAUGCAGCAGGUGCUGGAACUGGAGAUACAACUGGCUACCAUCACUGUGCCCCAGGACCAGCGGCGUGAUGAGGAGAAGAUCUAUCACAAGAUGAGCAUCUCAGAGCUGCAGACUCUAGCACCCUCCAUGGACUGGCUGGAGUUCCUUUCUUUCUUGUUGUCGCCACUUGAGUUGGGCGAUUCUGAGCCUGUGGUGGUGUAUGGGACUGAGUAUUUACAGCAGGUGUCGGAGCUCAUUAACCGUACGGAACCAAGCAUCCUGAACAAUUACCUAAUUUGGAACCUGGUGCAGAAGACAACCUCGAGCCUCGACCAGCGCUUUGAGACUGCACAGGAGAAGCUACUGGAGACCCUCUACGGUACCAAGAAGUCCUGCACCCCGAGGUGGCAGACCUGCAUCUCCAAUACAGAUGAUGCCCUUGGCUUCGCUCUGGGCUCGCUCUUUGUGAAGGCCACAUUUGACCGACAAAGCAAGGAAAUUGCCGAGGGGAUGAUCAGUGAAAUCCGUGCUGCUUUUGAGGAGACUCUGGAAAACUUGGUUUGGAUGGACGAGAAGACCCGGCUGGCAGCCAAGGAGAAAGCAGAUGCCAUCUAUGAUAUGAUUGGUUUCCCUGAUUUCAUCUUGGAGCCCAGAGAACUGGAUGAUGUUUAUGAUGGGUAUGAAGUCUCUGAAGAUUCUUUUUUCCAAAACAUGCUGAACCUAUACAACUUCUCAGCUAAGGUGAUGGCUGACCAGCUCCGCAAACCUCCCAGCCGAGACCAGUGGAGCAUGACGCCUCAGACUGUGAACGCUUACUACCUUCCAACCAAGAAUGAAAUCGUCUUCCCUGCUGGCAUCUUGCAGGCCCCCUUCUAUGCUCACAACCACCCAAAGGCUUUGAACUUCGGUGGCAUCGGUGUGGUGAUGGGCCACGAGUUGACACAUGCCUUUGAUGACCAAGGGCGAGAGUAUGACCAAGAAGGGAAUCUGCGGCCUUGGUGGCAGAAUGAGUCACUCACGGCUUUCCAGAAUCAUACAGCCUGCAUGGAAGAACAGUACAACCAGUACCAGGUCAAUGGAGAGAGGCUCAACGGACUCCAGACCCUGGGGGAAAACAUCGCCGAUAAUGGGGGCCUCAAGGCUGCUUACAAUGCAUACAAAGCAUGGCUGAGGAAGCAUGGGGAGGAGCAGCCGCUGCCUGCUGUGGGGCUCACCAAUCACCAGCUGUUCUUCGUGGGAUUUGCUCAGGCUUCAAGGGUCUGAGGUGGCAUGUUCCCCUCCCUUGGAGCUGGCCAAGCCUCCUGGAGUGGCCCUGACAACUCCUGAACUCACCAGCUGGGCAGUGUGGUUCCUGACCAAGAUGGCUCUGCUGUAGCUGAAGCUAUGGCCUAGCUCAGCUCCACACUAGACACCAUAUGUCCCCAUGUCUGUCCUGGCCCGCAGGUGUGGUGCUCGGUCCGCACACCAGAGAGCUCUCACGAGGGGCUGGUGACCGACCCCCACAGCCCUGCCCGUUUCCGAGUGCUGGGCACUCUCUCCAACUCCCGAGACUUCCUUCGGCACUUCGGCUGCCCUGUCGGCUCCCCCAUGAACCCAGGGCAGCUAUGUGAGGUGUGGUAGACUUGGGUGGGGGAAGAAACGGGCAACUGUGGCCAGGGACUGGGGCUUCCAAGCUAGGAGAGAGUGAAUAUCAGCUUACGGUAUGGUCGUCUCUCCAUAGCACAAGUGAGAUGACUCUAGACCCCCCCCCCACCACCACAUUGUGCCUCUGCUUUAGGGGUGCCUGUGCCUCUAGCAGAGAUCCCGCCAUUUACUGUGACAUCCUUUCACGUGUCACCCUGGAGGGAGUCUAGGCAGAAGUGUCAGUUCCCACAGAGAUGACUGUCUCUUUUGGAGUCCAAGCUUACUUAGUUUCAGGGGUUGGGCGGGGGGUGGGGGGGGAGGUCAAGAGGAUAUGCCUGGGGUGUGCCUAUCUCUCCCCAGGGCAUGCUCAGUGCUCCGAGUUGAGCUCAGCUCCCUUCAGCCCACCCUCAGGCUGCCCCCACCCAUGUUCCUUAUGCUCCUCCUAGUACUGCUGCUCCCCUCCAGGACAGACCAACUGAAGUCAAGUGGAAGGCCAAGGGCUCUUUUGAGUGAGAGGAGAAAUAUGUAUGCUCAGUGGGUGCUGCUUCCCUGGGUUUCAAGGUGUGAGUCUCAGGGGUGACUGACUGUCCCCGGGGCCAAGCAGAUCUAGUAGAAAAAGAGAAAGUUUAUUUUUGCAGGGAAGAGAGUGGGGAGGGUGUGGUCUUGCCUUUAUAGGACCCGUUGCUAAUAAAUAGAUUCAUAUCAGCCA